Messenger RNA from Lytechinus variegatus (green sea urchin), 1372 nucleotides. Its product is annotated as retinol dehydrogenase 8-like. The transcript has 6 exons. Lineage: Eukaryota; Metazoa; Echinodermata; Echinoidea; Temnopleuroida; Toxopneustidae. Bases 221 to 1273 code for a protein of 350 amino acids. Gene Ontology annotation, molecular function: oxidoreductase activity. The record is from RefSeq and is a predicted model, not a curated record.
GCACCCAUUGUACGAGCGCACACGUGCUCAGGUUGAACAUUGUACCCUUUUCAAGUAGACCCGGGAGUAGACCUACUGUUUAUGUUUGUAAAAUACCACUCAAAAAGUGCACAUUUCGCAUUUCUGAUAGUGCAGCAAUAAAAAGAAACUGUAGCUUUUACAAGGGGCAAGAUCUUAUAAGUCCAACACAACAGACAACAGCCAGAAGCAUACAGUAUCGAUGUUUCGUUCUACCGUGCGGGUCUUGUUGGCCAGCAGAAGUACAUGCAGUCCGGUACUUCUUCGAUCAACUAAAGCUGGAAAAUUCCUGCUGUGCAAUACUAAACGAGGCUAUGCGAUGGCAACACAAAGGCAAUCCCAACAACCUCGUGUCGUGGUGAUCACGGGAUGUUCAUCAGGCAUCGGGCUAGCCACGGCCAAUCUCCUCGCCAAGGACCGAGAAAGGAGGUUCAUCGUCUACGGAUCCAUCAUUGGCUCGCUAGACGAAGAGCAGUUGUUCCGUGACACAGCCGGGGGCGCCCUCAACGAUACGCUCUUUCCUUUCAAACUCGACGUCACCAAAGAUGAAGAUGUUGAGGAGGCGGUUGCCAUGGUGAUGGAGCAAAGAGGCCGCAUCGAUAUCCUUGUUAACAAUGCCGGAAUCUGUACGAAGAAAGCUUUGGAGACAAUCAGCAUGAGUGACAUUGUUCGGCUCUAUGACGUCAACCUCCUGGGCUAUGUUCGGAUGAUGAGGGCAGUCUUACCAAUCAUGAAGAAACAAGAAUCGGGAAGGAUCAUCAAUCUAUCGAGUAGGAAUGCAAUUGAAGGUGCUCCAUAUAUGAAUAUAUACACUUCAGCUAAAUUCGGCAUCGAAGGGCUUAGUGAAGAGACAGCGGUGAUUGGACGAUUCUUCAAUAUUUGGGUGAGCCUAAUUCAACCUGGAGGGGUCAUCACACCGAUGGGAGAAACCAUGAUCGCCAAAGACCUUGGUGGCGCGGGGUCAAAGGGCAUCUCCGAUCACCCGGAUGUGCAUGAGAUCGAUCGCAAGUUGAGCAGGUAUCGCGAUCAUGACUUGGAGUGGUCGAAAUGCCCGUCGAUUACGGCUGACGAUGUCGCGAAGGUAGUCCUUCGAGCUGCCACCGACGUCAAGCCCCACUUCCGAUACCAAACACAAGAGGCCGUUGAGGCUUUGGCAGAGCGGAAGUACCGGGAUCCCAGCGGGGACGAGUUCAUCGACUACUUAGCUGAUCGACUAAGACCGUUUUAUGGUAAGGCUGGAGAUGAGAAAUGCUAACCUGGAUAUCAACAACUAACUUUGUCAGUUUAGUGGAACAUUAAUCCUUGAUUCUAUCAUCGUCUCCAGUUUGAUUAAUCUGUCUCUUCCAUGGAUCCU